GGAGAGUCUUCUUCUGAACAGCGAUAGGGAAAGGGAGCAGGAGCGUUCCCAUGGGUAUACAGGCCCCCAACCAUAUGAGGAGGGAGAAGAGAACGUUUCCCAUGACUUGAAAGAAGAAAAGCUUUUGCAUGUUCGUUUGAAGAAGGAAGACUCUACCUUCAUCUGCCUAUCUGAAAUGAGCUCUCUAGAUCACUUUGAUGCGCAAGAGAUAAUAGGUUCCCCUGGCGAGGACUUUGAAUACCCUCUCUCCUUGGAGAACCAUUCCUCUUUUUCUGCCUUCGAUUCGCCGGGGAUAACUGAAUUCAACGCCUCCUUCAAGUGCUCAUCCAUGGAGGCCUCUGAAAGGCCCAUUAAUGCCUUCAAGGCUGAGGGAGUCUCAGGAGCAGUGCCGAACGCAUCGUCCGCCAGUUUUAUCUCAUUCGGCAACGUGGAGUCAGCGCAUGAUCCCCUCCAACCAUGGCCAAGAACUGAAAGUUUCUACUCUCAUGAUUCAACAUCGAAUGAGACGACCCUGGACUUCCAAAGACCUGAGAGGAACGGCAUGGUGAGUAGACCAACUUCACAAGACCAUGUGAUUGCAGAGAGGAAGCGACGGGAGAAACUCAGCCAGCAGUUUAUAGCACUAUCAGCUAUCAUCCCAGGCCUAAAAAAGACCGAUAAGGCUUCACUUCUCGGAGAUGCGGUCGACUACCUUAAGCAGCUUGAAGAGAAGGCGAAAACCUUAGAAGAGCAGGCUGUCAAGAAGAGUGCUGCUGAGCCUAUCAUCUUUGUCAAGAAGUCACUUCACAUCUCCAAUACUAAUGGGAGCUCACCUGGCGAGGCUGUCCAAAAGAUCGAGGCUAGCUUGGAAGGAAAGGCUGUUCUCAUGAGCAUCCACUGCGAGAAGAAGAAAGGAGUGUUGGUGAAGGUGCUAUCGGAAAUUGAGAAGCUCCACCUCGGUGUCAUCAACAUGGGCGUCGUGCCCUUUAUUGACUCCUCUCUAAACAUCACUGUGACGGCACAGGCAAGUGGCUGUUGUCCUCAAAACACCAUGGAUUAUUGGAUCAUUAGUAUAAAUUGGCAUGGAACAAAAAUUGAAGAAGGAUUCUCUAUGACCGAGAAAGAUCUUGUAAAGGAAUUAAACUCAGCUCUCAGCCAGUGGUUGUGA
Molecule: messenger RNA, 1147 nt
Organism: Phoenix dactylifera (date palm)
Lineage: Eukaryota; Viridiplantae; Streptophyta; Magnoliopsida; Arecales; Arecaceae
Source: RefSeq, a predicted model, not a curated record